Messenger RNA from Pyricularia grisea, 1401 nucleotides. RefSeq lists its product as uncharacterized. The record is from RefSeq and is a predicted model, not a curated record. Lineage: Eukaryota; Fungi; Ascomycota; Sordariomycetes; Magnaporthales; Pyriculariaceae. The transcript has a single exon. Gene Ontology annotation, molecular function: protein binding. Bases 1 to 1401 code for a protein of 466 amino acids.
AUGCGCAAACUUUCUGACAUGCCGACUGAGAUCCUUUGCCAGAUCUCGCGGCAGCUCAGCACCACAGAUCUCGGCAACCUGCGACUCACAAACAAAAGAUACGAAGCAGCCAUAUUCAAACCGUUUAUGCGCGAAUUCUUCUCCAAGAAGCAGUUCAUGUUCACCGAGCCUAGUCUACAGGCUCUAAUUGACAUAUCACUUCACCCGCAAUUUGGGAAAGAGAUCAAACACCUCGUCUUGGCCCUCGAUUUUUUUCAGAGUGGCUUCGCAGACUUUGCGCAAUCCGAAGAUCAGAAAGUGGAAUAUCUCAUGGGUUUAUGUGCCCAAAGGGCGUUUCUAAGCAGUGGCACAGCCCGGGACAUGUUGGCUACGGCAGUCCAAAAUCUACCAUCUCUCCAAGUUAUCGACAUUCGUGAUUUCAGGAGCCAGACCCGCACUCGAGAUCGGGGUGAAUUCUCAAGCUACGGCGCGCUCACGGUUGAGCAAUCGACCGGCCUCGAGUUGCGCAUGACUCCGGGACAUGGUGCCGACUAUUUUGCAUUAUCCCUGCCAAGCACCGUUUUCAGCACCGUCGUCCAAGUUAUUGGAUCCCAAGGAAUAGAUAUUGAAACAGUCAUUCGCAACCACCAAUGGGGGCUUACAGAUACUGCGUUUUCCAUCUCUGAGUUCAACCGGGCCCGGACCAUUGCGGCUUUGCAACGCAUGAAGAAGCUUCACCUCUGCCUCGACAUGAAUAGAGACAGUUUUACCUCUCACACUGCCCAAGACCCGACGGACGUGGAAGCAAGACGUUGGAUGGCCAAAAGCCAUCUACAAACCUUCCUAUCAUACACUACGAACCUUCAGUGGCUACGCCUAAACUUCCCCAAGUCUCCAGACUUUAAUAUCCACCGAUCAUUCCUCUGCUGGGUUGGCCUCCCUAUACAAUAUGGCUUAACAACAUUUGCCGCGCCUCUAAAGCGCCUCGACAUUGGCCAUGUACGCCUACGAUCUGAAGAUUACCUCGCCCUGUUCCGCAAGUUCAAGGGCACCCUAGAAGCCCUUAGCAUUUGGAACUCGUGCAUCGAGAUGACCACGCAGGACGCCAGUGACAAGGUGAACAAGUGGGGGCAGCUGUUCAAGAGGCUAGCUGAACUGCCACACCUCAGGGAGGUUGUGAUUGGCCGGAUCCGGACCGACUGGAUGGGUUUUAUCGACAUUGUGGCAAAUAACGGGGAGAAGGGAGGUAUUAGCGUGGAAUACCGGGGAGACGACGCCAGCGGGUUCCUGAAGCGCCUGGCUGAGCGGACUGUGCCGCAGUGGCCGGCUUCGGACUCGGAGCCGGAAUCGGAUGACUCUGACGGGUUUGUUGCUGGCGAUGAUGACGCCAGCGAUGGCGAUGCCGACAGUGAAGAGGAGUGA